AUGGAGUCGGUAAAACAAAGGAUUUUGACCCCCGGCAAGGAGGGAAUGAAGAAUUUUGCUGGGAAAUCGCUCGGUCAACUCUACAGAGUCCUAGAGAAGAAACAGAAGCCUGGGGACAACAUCGAACUGACAGAAGAUGGGAAACCCCUGGAAGCGCCCGUUAAGAAAGCCCCAAUGUUCGACUGUACCUGCUUUGGGCUCCCCCGGAGGUACAUCAUUGCCAUCAUGAGUGGACUGGGAUUCUGCAUCUCUUUUGGAAUCCGUUGUAAUUUGGGAGUAGCCAUCGUGGAUAUGGUCAAUAACAGCACCAUACACCGAGGAGGAAAAAUUAUUAAAGAGAAAGCGAAGUUUAAUUGGGACCCUGAAACAGUUGGCAUGAUCCAUGGCUCUUUUUUCUGGGGAUAUAUAGUCACUCAAAUCCCUGGGGGAUAUAUAGCAUCCAGACUAGCAGCUAACAGGGUGUUUGGGGCUGCCAUAUUGCUGACCGCCACUCUUAAUAUGCUAAUACCAUCUGCUGCUAAGGUGCAUUAUGGGUGUGUCAUCUUUGUCCGGAUCUUGCAGGGCCUUGUAGAGGGUGUCACUUAUCCUGCCUGCCAUGGGAUAUGGAGCAAGUGGGCCCCUCCUUUAGAAAGAAGUAGGCUAGUAACCACUUCUUUUUGUGGUUCCUAUGCAGGAGCUGUUAUUGCAAUGCCUUUAGCUGGGAUUCUGGUGCAAUAUACUGGAUGGUCUUCUGUGUUUUAUGUGUAUGGGAGCUUUGGGAUGGUCUGGUAUAUGUUUUGGCUUUUGGUGUCAUAUGAGAGUCCUGCAAAGCACCCAACAAUCACAGAUGAAGAGCGCAGAUACAUAGAGGAGAGCAUUGGAGAGAGUGCCAACCUCUUAGGUGCAAUGGAAAAAUACAAGACUCCAUGGAAAAAAUUUUUUACUUCUAUGCCUGUCUAUGCAAUAAUUGUUGCAAACUUCUGUAGAAGCUGGACUUUUUAUUUGCUGCUUAUUAGUCAGCCUGCUUACUUUGAAGAGGUGUUUGGGUUUGAAAUAAGCAAGGUGGGUAUGUUAUCUGCUGUGCCGCAUUUAGUGAUGACCAUUAUUGUGCCUAUCGGGGGACAGAUUGCAGAUUUCCUAAGAAGCAGGCAAAUUCUUUCAACCACUAUGGUGAGAAAGAUAAUGAAUUGUGGAGGUUUUGGUAUGGAAGCAACUCUUCUUCUGGUGGUGGGGUAUUCUCAUAGUAAAGGAAUGGCUAUUUCAUUCUUAGUACUCGCUGUGGGCUUCAGUGGAUUCGCCAUAUCCGGAUUCAAUGUCAACCAUUUAGACAUAGCCCCAAGGUAUGCCAGCAUCUUAAUGGGAAUUUCUAAUGGAGUUGGGACAUUAUCUGGAAUGGUUUGCCCUAUAAUUGUUGGAGCAAUGACAAAGAACAAGACACGUGAAGAGUGGCAGUAUGUCUUCCUUAUUGCUGCUUUAGUGCAUUAUGCAGGAGUUAUAUUCUAUGGCAUAUUUGCUUCGGGAGAGAAACAACCUUGGGCUGACCCUGAACAGACAAGUGAAGAGAAAUGUGGUUUCAUUCAUGAAGAUGAACUUGAUGAAGAGACAGGGGACAUUACUCAGAAUUACGUAAAUUAUGGUACCACUAAGUCUUAUGGUGCUACGACCCAGGUCAAUGGUGGUUGGCCAAAUGGUUGGGAGAAGAAAGAAGAAUUUGUACAAGAGGAAGUCCAAGACUCAUUCAGCCAUAAGGAAAGAGAAGAUUAUUCAUAA
Molecule: messenger RNA, 1749 nt
Organism: Emys orbicularis (European pond turtle)
Lineage: Eukaryota; Metazoa; Chordata; Testudines; Emydidae
Gene: SLC17A6
Product: solute carrier family 17 member 6
Exons: 12
Coding region: 1-1749 (582 amino acids)
Biological process (GO): synaptic transmission, glutamatergic; neurotransmitter loading into synaptic vesicle; regulation of synapse structure or activity
Cellular component (GO): excitatory synapse; synaptic vesicle membrane
Molecular function (GO): L-glutamate transmembrane transporter activity; neurotransmitter transmembrane transporter activity
Source: RefSeq, a predicted model, not a curated record